CCCACUAAUAAGCCAAAGCGCACACGGCAGGAAGGCAGCCAGCCAGAGAGGGGGACCUUCAAAUCUCAGGCUUCGCCAUUAAUUCUCACCCUUUCUUCCCACGGAAACGCUUUUGAUUAUUUGUUAUAUUGGGCGACUAGUGCAUUGACCUACGACCUUCUCUGAUCGAUCUCUUCUUCCCUAUUUCUUUUCUUUUGUUUCUUUUUACUCCUUUUUUCCCGCUUACGAGUUGCGACGUACCCUCUCAGAGGGCUUAAGCUUCGCAGCCGUGCCAAAAACUAGAGCUGACCGGAAUGAAGGGACCGAAGAGACCAAUCCACGCCGUGGCGACAUGGGUGAAGCGUCAGCCACCGAAGGUGAAGGCUUUCCUCGCCGUUGUCUCUGGCAUGGCUGCUCUUGUUUUACUCCGCUUUAUUGUUCACGAUCACGAUAACCUCUUCAUUGCGGCCGAAGCCGUUCACGCUAUCGGAAUCUCUGUGCUCAUCUACAAGCUUACCAAAGAGAGGACUUGUGCUGGACUUUCACUCAAGUCUCAGGAACUAACAGCUAUAUUCUUAGCUGUUAGACUGUACUGCAGUUUUGUUAUGGAAUAUGAUAUGCAUACAGUCCUUGAUUCAGCUACGCUGGGGACAACCCUGUGGGUCAUUUAUAUGAUUCGUUUUAAACUGAGGUCUAGUUACAUGGAGGACAAGGACAAUUUUGCCAUAUAUUAUGUGGUGAUACCUUGUUUUUUAUUAGCUCUAGCCAUUCAUCCAUCAACAUCACAUCAUAUUAUGAACAGGAUUUGUUGGGCCUUCUGUGUAUAUCUUGAAGCUGUUUCAGUACUUCCUCAGUUGCGUGUAAUGCAGAAUACUAAGAUUGUUGAACCAUUUACAGCUCAUUAUGUAUUUGCAUUGGGAGUUGCAAGGUUCUUGAGUUGUGCACAUUGGGUCCUGCAGGUCUUGGAUACUCGGGGACGUUUGUUGACAGCUUUGGGUUACGGGAUGUGGCCUUCCAUGGUUCUUCUCUCAGAAAUUGUCCAAACUUUCAUCCUUGCAGACUUCUGUUACUACUAUGUCAAAAGUCUUGUUGGUGGACAGCUUGUGCUACGCCUUCCAUCGGGAGUGGUGUGAGGAUGAAACUUUUCUUGUGCAGUUUGUAGGCUCGCUGCAACUGGAAAUAACUUAAAAUUAGGAAAACGUGGGCAUGUUCUCUCUGUUCCUUUUUGCUCUCCACGUUUUGUACUUUUACCUUUUGUUUUCUCUUGCACUCGUAAGUCGUAACCGAAGAAAGGGAUGGCUGUAAAGUUGGGGAUGCGGGAUAUUUGAGUAAACAAUAUAAUUUAAUGCAUGAUUUUGCCACAGUUAAGUGUAAGGUUUGAAGCAAAUGUAGGUCCAAAUUUUCCAUCUACAAUUGUUAGUUUACCUAUCAACCAGGUGAAUCUUGACCUUUUUGCUUUAUCAUUUAGUUAGUGAUGGCGGUUUCUUCCC
Messenger RNA from Nelumbo nucifera (sacred lotus), 1469 nucleotides. RefSeq lists its product as uncharacterized. The record is from RefSeq and is a predicted model, not a curated record. Lineage: Eukaryota; Viridiplantae; Streptophyta; Magnoliopsida; Proteales; Nelumbonaceae. Gene Ontology annotation, molecular function: ER lumen protein retrieval receptor activity. Gene Ontology annotation, cellular component: membrane. Gene Ontology annotation, biological process: protein retention in ER lumen.